AUGGGGUGGGCGUCGGAGAGGCUGUGGGCGCUGCGGGGGACGGAGCGGCAGCGGCGGCUGGCCCUGGUGGUCGUGUGCGUGGCGCUGUUCCUGGACAACAUGCUGUACAUGGUCAUCGUGCCCAUCGUGCCCGACUACCUGGCGACCCUGCGGGGCGCGGGCGGGGCCCCAACGGCAGCGCGGGGGGGCACGGCGGGGGCGGCGGCGGCGGAGCAUCAGCAGCACCCGCAGCAGCAGCAGGAGGAGGAGGAGCAGGAGGAGGAGGAGGAGGACGCGCGGAUCGGGGUGCUGUUCGCCUCCAAGGCCCUGCUGCAGCUUCUGGUGAACCCCCUGAGCGGGGCCUUCAUCGACCGCGUGGGCUACUCCGUCCCGCUGCUGCUGGGGCUGGGCGUCCUGUGCGGGUCCACGCUGCUGUUCGCCCUGGCCGAGGACUACGCCGCCCUGUUCGCCGCCCGCAGCCUGCAGGGCCUGGGCUCGGCGCUGGCCGACACGUCGGGCCUGGCCAUGAUCGCCGACAGGUUCCCCGAGGAGCCGGAGCGCAGCCGCGCCCUGGGGGUGGCCCUGGCCUGCGUCAGCUUCGGCAGCCUGGUGGCCCCGCCCUUCGGGGGCGUCCUCUACCAGCUGGCCGGCAAGCGGGUGCCCUUCCUGGUCCUGGCCGCCGUGUGCCUGCUGGACGGGCUGCUGCUGCUGCCCGCCGUGGUCCGGCCCGACGGGCGCCUGGACGGGCCCGCGGACCGGCCGGCGGGCACCCCCUUCCACCGCCUGCUGCGGGACCCCUACGUGGCCGUGGUGGCGGGCGCGCUGACCACCUGCAACAUCCCGCUGGCCUUCCUGGAGCCCACGGUGGCCACCUGGAUGCAGCGGACCAUGGGCGCCUCCGAGUGGCAGCGGGGCCUGGUCUGGCUGCCCGCCUUCGCCCCGCACGUGCUGGGCGUCUACCUGACGGUGCGGCUGGCCGCCCGCUACCCGCACCUGCAGUGGUUCCUGGGCGCCCUGGGGCUGCUGGCCAUCGGGGCCAGCUCCUGCCUCGUGCCCGCCUGCCGCUCCUUCGGCCAGCUGGUGCUGCCCCUGUGCGGCAUCUGCUUCGGCAUCGCGCUGGUGGACACGGCCCUGCUGCCCACGCUGGCCUUCCUGGUGGACCUGCGCCACGUGUCCGUCUACGGCAGCGUCUACGCCGUGGCCGACGUGUCCUACUCGGUGGCCUACGCCCUGGGGCCCAUCGUGGCCGGCCACAUCGUGCACACGCUGGGCUUCACGCGGCUCAGCCUGGGCAUGGGCCUGGUCAACGUGCUCUACGCGCCCGUGCUGCUCCUGCUGCGACGCGUCUGCACCCUGCGCCCCUCCCGCUCCGAGCGCGACGUCUUACUGGACGAGCCGCCCCGAGGGCUCUACGACACCAUCCGGCUGAAGGACCGGCCCGUCGGUCCGGACGGGCCCCCGGACUGGCAGCCGGACGACGAAGGGUCUCCGGACCACCCCGGGGGCGCGGCAUCCCCCCGGCCCCGCUCCGAGGCGGAGGACGAGGGCAGUUAGACCGUCCGGGGGGGGCGCGGCCCCUCCUUGGGCACAUCGAGGGUCCGA
Molecule: messenger RNA, 1581 nt
Organism: Tachyglossus aculeatus (Australian echidna)
Lineage: Eukaryota; Metazoa; Chordata; Mammalia; Monotremata; Tachyglossidae
Gene: SLC18A3
Product: solute carrier family 18 member A3
Biological process (GO): chemical synaptic transmission; transmembrane transport
Cellular component (GO): terminal bouton; AP-1 adaptor complex; AP-2 adaptor complex
Molecular function (GO): acetylcholine transmembrane transporter activity
Source: RefSeq, a predicted model, not a curated record